AUGGAAGAGGCUCGUUUAUAUUAUGGAACGGUCUCUAUAAAACACGAACGGAGCGAAAAUUUCUCCCAUAUCGGCGGGAAAAAUGGCCCCAUUUUGCAAGUAUCUUGUGCUACUAACUUGGGCAAUUGGAGUCGCUUCGGGACCGCCGGCGCAAUUCGAACAGACGCUAACGAAACGGAAACUGUGCAACGUAUCAACGUGGUGGAUAUCAGGCCCUACCCCGUUGCAAAAAAUGAUCUGGCUUUAAUGAAGCUCGAGCGCAAGGUCAGUCUCCAACCCGGCACUACCGAGAAAAUCCGGAUCGCAGCCAGCAAAUGGGCCUACGAUCCUGAUGAGGUCUUCAUCAUGGGAUGGGGCCAGACGAACCCGCGUGUGGCGGCGAUUCCGGCAGUCCUAUCG
Mesorhabditis spiculigera is the source of this 399-nucleotide messenger RNA. The record is from the annotation of a GenBank genome assembly. Lineage: Eukaryota; Metazoa; Nematoda; Chromadorea; Rhabditida; Rhabditidae.